Messenger RNA from Cylas formicarius (sweet potato weevil), 1410 nucleotides. RefSeq names its product polygalacturonase-like. The record is from RefSeq and is a predicted model, not a curated record. Gene Ontology annotation, biological process: pectin catabolic process. Gene Ontology annotation, cellular component: extracellular region. Gene Ontology annotation, molecular function: polygalacturonase activity. Bases 239 to 1342 code for a protein of 367 amino acids. NCBI's taxonomy places the organism in Eukaryota, Metazoa, Arthropoda, Insecta, Coleoptera, Brentidae. The transcript is spliced from 6 exons.
AUCCUAUACCAUGUGUUUCGCGGUGCGUCGAGUGAAUUGGUCGUGUAUUCAACCCGAUCAUUUUGAAAGUGACUGUCAUGGCGGAGCUAUAUCAGCAGUAUCCAGCUGGCGGUAAAAUACUCCGAGACUCGCUGCUGACGCGCAUCGAGCGGUGAUUUAAGUGGGAGGCUAUCUCACAUAAAACAGUUUCCGAAAUCUCCAAAUCGGUUAGUUGUCCGGAAACUCUAUAGGUGAUAAAAUGAUAGCUACCUACGUCGCGAUAUUGCUUUUAAACCUUGCCAUUCUAAGUCAGCAACAAGAUUGUGUUUUAUCCAAAUACGAAGAUGUGAAUUCGGUAACCUCUAAUUGUACGGAUAUCGUUGUGGACGACCUUAUCGUGCCCGCUGGAAAGACUCUAAGACUAAACCUCCAAGAAGGCACCAGGCUCACCCUAAAGGGCAAUAUUUCAUUCGAGUUUCAUUAUUGGUCGGGUCCAGUGAUUCUGAUUGCGGGAAGUUCGCUUACUGUCGUAGGAGACCCAGGUUCGGUAUUAGAUGGACAAGGAGAACGCUACUGGGAUGGCCAAGGUUCCUGGGGAAAUUAUACGAAACCGAAACUAAUGCGCAUCGAAGCGCAAAACAGUGUUUUUGCACAAUUAUCUCUGUUAAACUGCCCCAUGGCCUGCACUGCCAUCAAGAGUUCAAACAACGUCACUAUUACGAACUGGAAUGUAGAUCUCGCCAUAGGUGACGAGGGGAUUGCACCAAAAGAUAAGUUUGGCCACAACACCGAUGGAUUUCAAAUUUCCGGCUCGUCCAACAUUACUAUCCAGAAUUCCACCAUCUAUAACCAGGACGAUUGCAUAGUGGUGAAUUCAGGGUCUAAUAUCCUAUUACAGAAUUUAUUUUGCCACGGGAGUCACGGUCUGAGCCUAUCGCUAGGCUUCGCCAACAACAGUUUUGCCGAAAACUCAGUCGACAAUGUGAUCGUUAGGAACGCCACUCUCGUCAAUGGCGAGAACGCGAUUCACAUCAAAACCCAUACCGAUGCCGGAAAUGGACUUAUAAGUAACGUGAUUUAUGAGGAUAUUAAAUUUGCAGGGCAGACAUUAUACGGCAUCAACGUUCAGCAAAACUACGUAAAUACUCCUGCCAACGAAACGGUCAAGCCCGCACCAGUGGGCAACAUUCCAAUAGUCAACUUAACCCUCAGCAAUAUUGCAGGAAACGUUCCUGCGGAAGCAGUGCCGGUUUACAUUUCUUGCGCAGAAGGUGCGUGUCAGAAUUGGAACUGGGACAAUGUCAAUGUCACCGGAAUCGAAUCCAACGAUUGCAAUUUUGAACCGGUUGGUUACAAGUGCUAGAAACUGUUUUUUUUAUUAAUUAAAAAUAAUUGUUUACUGUAAAAUAAAAAUUACGUUUGCUGGUAAAA